Molecule: messenger RNA, 1941 nt
Organism: Saimiri boliviensis boliviensis (Bolivian squirrel monkey)
Lineage: Eukaryota; Metazoa; Chordata; Mammalia; Primates; Cebidae
Gene: CXCR6
Product: C-X-C motif chemokine receptor 6
Biological process (GO): inflammatory response; G protein-coupled receptor signaling pathway; calcium-mediated signaling
Cellular component (GO): external side of plasma membrane; membrane
Molecular function (GO): C-C chemokine binding; C-C chemokine receptor activity; coreceptor activity
Source: RefSeq, a predicted model, not a curated record
CACAGAAGUAGAGGCAGACCUUGCUUCGUGAGCAAGCUCAUCUCUGGAACAAACCGACCAAGCAUUUCUGCCGGUGUUCAUUAGAACAGACACCAUGGCAGAGUACAAUUACGAAGACUUCAACAGUUCCUUUGAGAGCAGCCGGGAGGAGCAUGAACACUUCCUGCAGUUCAAGAAGGUCUUUCUGCCCUGCACAUACCUGGUGGUGUUCAUCUGCGGUCUGGUAGGGAACUCCCUCGUGCUGGUCAUAUCCAUCUUCUACCAUAAGCUGCAGAGCCUGACGGAUGUGUUCCUGGUGAACCUGCCCCUGGCUGACCUGGUGUUUGUCUGCACCCUGCCCUUCUGGGCCUAUGCAGGCAUCCGUGAGUGGGUCUUCGGCAAGGCCAUGUGCAAGACCCUACUGGGCAUCUACACUAUAAACUUCUACACGUCCAUGCUCAUUCUCACCUGCAUCACUGUGGAUCGUUUCACUGCAGUGGUUAAGGCCACAAAGGCCUACAACCAGCAAGCCAAGAGGAUGACCUGGGGCAAGGUCACCUCCCUGCUCAUCUGGGUGAUAUCCCUGCUGGUUUCCUUGCCCCAAAUCAUCUAUGGCAAUGUCUUUGAUCUCGACAAGCUCAUAUGUGGUUACCAUAAUGAGGAGAUUUCCACUGUGGUUCUUGCCACCCAGAUGACACUGGGGUUCUUCCUGCCACUGCUCGCCAUGAUUGUCUGCUAUUCAGUCAUAAUCAAAACGCUGCUUCAUGCUCGAGGCUUCCAGAAGCACAGAUCUCUAAAGAUCAUCUUCCUGGUGAUGGCUGUGUUCCUGGUGACCCAGACGCCCUUCAACCUUGUGAAGCUCAUCCGCAGCACACACUGGGAGUAUGAUGCCAUGACCAGCUUUCAGUACGCCAUCGUAGUGACAGAGGCGAUCGCAUACCUGCGUGCCUGCCUUAACCCUGUGCUCUACGCCUUUGUCAGCCUGAAGUUUCGGAAGAACUUCUGGAAACUUGUGAAGGACAUUGGCUGCCUCCCUUACCUCGGGGUCUCACAUCAAUGGAAGUCUUCUGAGGACAAUUCUAAGACUUGUUCUGCCUCCCACUAUGUGGAGGCCACCGGCGUGUUCCAGCUAUAGGCCUUGUCAAGGUUUUGAAUAGCUGCUCUGGAAUUGGUAAGGCAUGGCUGCGUCCUCUGGAUUGGUGAGGCAGGCUGUUUACAGCUUGCACCUUCUCAUGGAGAAGUUAUCAGACACUGGCCAGUUUGGAAUGCUUCCUCUCAAGUGUGAAUAUGUACUGUUCUCUUCUUGAACACUCAUGCUGAAAGCACAAGUAGGGGGCCUAAAAGUUUUAAGCACUUUCCUUCCUCUAUCCCCAAGAAUGCUGAAACAAAGAGGGAUGACACGCGACUCCUAUGCUGUUAGGUUCUCCUUGAUUGGCACUGGGGCUGAAGGUUGAGGAGGUGAGCACAGCCAACAAGGCUGUUGAUGGUAGGUGGCACGGUGGGUGCCCAAGCUCAGAAGGCUCUUCUGACUACUGGGCAAACAGUGGAGGUAAAAGCAGCUGUGGAAACAAAUGCUGGCUUAGCAGGCUCACACCUCAACCACUAGGGCACCGAACAGAAAUAAGAUCAGGUCCUGCCUCACUUUGGGGUUUGACUUUUGUAUAGGUAGAUGUUCAGGUUGCUUUGAUUAAUCCAGAAUAACUAGCACCAGGGGCUAUGAAUGGGCAAAACCAGGAAUGGCCCUUACCUGCCACUCUUUGGAGUAGAUGUCAAUUUUCCAACAAUGGGCAAAACGAAUUAUAAUAGGCUGAGAAUUCAAGUGGUCCAUGGAAUGCUUGAAAAAUGUGCAAAACAGUGUUUAAGACUGUAAUGAAUCUAAGCAGCAUUUCUGAAGUGGACCCUUUGGUGGCUUUGCUCAUUUAAAAAUGAAAUUUUCCAAUGUCUGCCAUGCCAACAUAUAUA